Messenger RNA from Pieris macdunnoughi, 1536 nucleotides. Lineage: Eukaryota; Metazoa; Arthropoda; Insecta; Lepidoptera; Pieridae. The record is from the annotation of a GenBank genome assembly.
AUGAAGUGGGUUAUUAUAUGGAUUUUAUUUCUUAAUAUGUGUACUGGAUAUAGAGUGCUACUCGUAUUUCCAUUUCCGUUCAAAAGCCACAGUAUAUUUGGUGAAGGAUUCGUACGGCAUUUGAUUAAUGCCGGUCAUGAGGUGACGUACGUUACGCCGUUCCCUUUAAACAAUACAAACCCAAAGCUGCAUCAGAUAGAAUUAACCAGUGACAACAGUUUUAAACCGUCUUUAAAUCUUAAAGACAUUUUUGAGAGGAAUAUGAGACAUGAAGGAUGGAAAAUAUUUCUCAUGAUGAAAAGCGUGGCAGAGAAAACUGCUUUGAAUGUAAAAGUGCAGGAACUUUUAAAUGAUACGGGUCGGAAAUUUGAUGUAGCCGUCGUUGAGUGGAUGGAUCACGAGAUUUAUAGCGGGUUCUCAGCAGUCUUCGAAUGUCCAUUUAUAUGGUUCUUUCCUUACGAUCAAUACAUUGAGAUAUUUCGUUUGAUUCACACUCCGCCAAAUCCCGCCUACACACCUAAUGCGAAAACUAUCAAUGUCCCGCCAUUUACAUUUAAACAGCGAGUUCAAGAACUUUGGUACACGAUGGUGACCCUGUUUAGGAGACAUUUCUUCAUUCACUCUUUGGAAGAGGAAACUUAUAGAAUUUUUUUCGAGCCAGCGAUGAAUAAGAGAGGGAAAGAGUUACCAGCCUAUAGCGAUGUGAAAUAUAACGCGUCUAUCGCAUUUAGUGGUUCACAUAUAAGUUUGAGGGAUCUUCCAGAAGUCCCGAGUGCUCUGAAAAUGAUUGGUGGAUUUCAUGUAAAGACUCAAAUAGAACCAUUGCCAGAGGAUCUGCAAAAGAUAAUGGACCGGAGCAAGCAAGGUGUAAUAUUAUUUAGCAUGGGAACACAACUAACAUUUGGUGGAUUAUCGAACCUAGUAACAGAACUUGUUAAUACGUUUAGUAAGCUAAAGUACACAGUUCUGUGGAAGACAAAUGAAGAGAGCUUUGCAUUACCAAGUAAUGUUAUUGCUAAGAAAUGGGUUCCUCAAGUUAGUGUUUUAGCCCAUCCAAAUUGUAUUCUGUUUAUCACACAUGGAGGUUUAUUAUCAGUCACAGAAGCUGUUCACUUCGGAGUACCUAUUAUUGGUCUCCCAGCAUUUGCAGAUCAGUUCAUUAAUGUCAGAAAUGCUGUAAACAAUGGUUUUGCUAAAGAAGUGAAGUUAUCUGUUAAUAUGGGAAAUGAGUUACUUUUAGCAAUCAAUGAUGUUACAAAUGAUCCAAGAUAUCUUGCGCGCGCUAAAGAAAUUUCCCGCAUCUACCACUCCCGCGUAGCUCCCCCUGGUGUAGAGUUAGUUCAUUGGAUAGAGGAAGUGGUGACGUCACGGGGCGCGCCCCAUUUACGCUCUCCCGCGCUCACUAUGCCCUUUUACCAGAAGUACUAUCUCGACUUGGCCGCUACUAUUCUAAUAAUACCAGUCAUAAUGUAUCUUACGCGGAGUUUGAUUUAUUCGCUUAGGAAAUCAGACCUUAAAAAUAAGAAAAAUGAUUAA